Messenger RNA from Effrenium voratum, 1047 nucleotides. Lineage: Eukaryota; Dinophyceae; Suessiales; Symbiodiniaceae. The record is from the annotation of a GenBank genome assembly.
UGUGCCCCUUUCGAGAAAUGGCCUCCCAAAAUAGCCUUGCCAAUGGCUGCUUUGCCGCCCUGGAAGAAAGUUCUGUACCUGAAGCAGCCUUACGAAGACAACUAUGUGGAUGAAUCCUUUCUGGACUCCUUGGUACUCAACGCAAACGUGCAGCGCUAUGAGUUUUGGUCACUAUGCUCGGGGACGCUAGCCAUUCUUUGGCAGCUCAGUUUGGUAGUUGUGUUUGUAAGCGUGUGGUGGAGAGUUCAGCAGCUGACAUGGAACCUCAACUGGCUUCUUGCACUCGAUGGAUUGCUUUUCGGCUGCUUUGUUUGUGGCUGGAGGAGGGACAAAGCAGAGGCGAACACAGUGAACAAGAUUGGUGCUGCAGAGCCUGCCCUCUGGGAUGUGCUCAAUGCCUGCAAGAUUGUUUUUCCGCUGUGGGUCCUGGCUCCACUGCUUCAGACUCUGACUCGAAGCUGGAGCGAUGAUACCAUCGCAGUCAUCGCUAGCGCUCUCCUUUUCCUACAUGUUGCGUCGUACCGCUAUCAGGACGUGGCAGAUCAUCACGGCAUACCGGCGUCCAAGCGUGUGUCGCCCGCCCACUCAUUGCCUGGUGGACCGACAGCCCUCAAUGCAGCGGUUCUGGCUGCCACCAUCCUGGCUUCGCGUUUGCAGACUGCGGAGGAGGUCUUCGCUUUCAUGAGCUUCGCCAUGGAGGUCUUCGCACUGCCUCGGGCACGGUUUCCAGCCCAGGAGUAUUGGAUUAGUCUUGCAGUAGCAGGUCGCACGCACAGAGGAGGCGCUGGUGGCGCUAUACCUUUGCGCCAUCGUCAUGCUGGGGUUUGGCUUGGCAGCAGCAGCCUUUGUGUUGGUCUCUGGUGUGAUUACCUUUCUCAGUCCAGCUCUGUUUAUGUGGGCUCAGAGGUACAAAGCUGAAAUCCAGGGACCCUGGGACAUCGCUCAUGUCAAUCCCAGUACCAGACAACCUGGUCAAGAAAGCUGCCAGUGAAUUGCUACUCACGGCUGAACACCAGCCAUAAAUGAAUUGAAGAGUGUGAAAGUGUC